AUUAGAACACACCGAGGAUCACAUCCUUUCUCAUUCGUUAGCUAUAUGCGUUGACUAGUACGUAGCCUAUGUCAGUACCAAACGAAAGAGCUAUCAAUCUACCACGUCUCGCUGAAGACUAGAGGAGUUGGCUCGUACCAGAACCUUCAGCGCGAGCUCUGUGACACCAAGUGAUCCAAUUGCCGAAUUGACAGGACAUGGGAAUCACAACGGAGGCCCAACUUCGCCAGUUUCUUCACUCGAAAGAUGUGCCUUGUGACGAAGUGGACUUUCUCGAGGGCGGAUCAGCCAAUUUCUGCUGGCGAAUCAAGUCAAGGUCAAAUGGACGAAGCAUAAUCAAACACGCGGAGCCGUAUAUCCGCAUCAUUCCAGACGUGCCAUUACCGCAAGAGAGAAUAUACUAUGAGCAACUAACACUGGAAUGUUUGGCAACAAUGCUAUCGGCGGAUGAGAAGAUUCGUCUGCCAAGAGUGCAUGAAUACUUUCCGGACAAACAUCUUCUGCACAUGUCUGACGGCGGAGCCUUGGAUCUGCGACAGUGCUACAAGACUGGGCUCCACUUGGACUUUGCUCUCUUAGCGCAGAGGAUAGGUCUCUGGCUUGCGAGAUUGCAUAACGCAACCUCAGCACAACCAGCGCUGAGUGUCUUGAGAGAGAAACUUGACGGCAAUGCGACUGACUUUGCAUAUCAGUAUCCUUUUAAGGGAGUUGCGUCUGUGCUUGAACAUCAAGGCUUCGAUCCUGCACUUGGAGAGCGUAUUAACGCCGCAUAUGGCUCUGAGUCAGUCGAAGACAAAGUUUGCCUUUGUCAUGGCGACUUUUGGCUAUCCAACAUUCAAGUCGCGGAUGAGGACACCACACGUCAAAGCACAGCGGAGGGAAACGUGAAUCAAUUAGAUCCGGUCCUGACCAUCAUAGAUUGGGAGAAUGCUCGUGUAGGAAACGGGGCUACUGAUGUCGGACGGUUCGCUGCAGACGCGUGGCUGGUCGAUCGAUUUUAUGGAGGCAAAGGAAUGUUCAGUGCUUUUUUGACCGCGUACUUAGCAGAGCGUCCUCUAAGUGAGCAAGAAAAGAUCCGCCUCACGGUUUAUUUUGCUGUACACAUAAUAUUCUACUCGAGGAUGAGAUGGACUGAUGACGAAGGCACAAAGAAGCUUGUGCAGACUGGAAAAGGUGUUCUGGAGGCGGUCGAAAGCGGAAAUCAGGAGAGCUUGGCGACCGGCCCUUUGAUGCUGCUAUAUAGCGGAUAUGUUGUUAGUUAAAGAGCAUCGGGUGAAGACUAAUUUAUCAAGCGAGUUUUCUUCCUUGCAUGCAAUUGCUCGACAC
Messenger RNA from Verruconis gallopava, 1326 nucleotides. RefSeq lists its product as uncharacterized. Bases 198 to 1262 code for a protein of 354 amino acids. NCBI's taxonomy places the organism in Eukaryota, Fungi, Ascomycota, Dothideomycetes, Venturiales, Sympoventuriaceae. The transcript has a single exon. The record is from RefSeq and is a predicted model, not a curated record.